AUGGAUCUUUUAAAUAAUUUCGAAUCAAUCCGUAUACCGUUUCCACCUACGAUUAAAGCUGAGGAUUUUCUUGACAAGCGUUUUUAUAGUGGCAGUACGAGAAAAGGUCCAAAUUCAUUUUUCGUCUAUAGAAAAGCAUUCGUUAGCCAUUUACAACUCUACAGCUAUAAACUCAAGAUGACGGUUGUUUCAUCUUUAGCCAGUAAAGCAUGGAAAAAAGAGUCGACAGAAGUUAAAAAUCAUUAUAAAAGUAUUUCCCGUAAAAUCGAGCGAUUAUUGGUCGAAUCUAGGCAAAGAGAAUUAAUUAACAGCUACAACAAUAAUCAUGGUUCACCAUUUUCGGUGUUUAAUGCUACUUCUCCAUCACCAAGUUAUCAACCUUUUCCUCAAAUUACUUCUAAUGCCACCAUUAGCAGUGGUGAUAAUAACAAUGACAACGGCUUUGUUAAUUAUGCUAAUAAUCACUAUUACGAUAACAACAACCAUACCAACAUCCCUGCUAAUACCAAUGUCACAUUGGAAAAUACAAAUCAAUCGAUAGGGUAUACUUUCGACAUGCCUUUAUUGGACACGCAAAUUCAACAUGCAUUGAAUUUUUCAAAUAUAUAUGGAUCAGACUUUUCAAAUAUUAGCAACGACAACAAUAACAACUACGAUAAUUCUCAGUCUGGAUAUGUUUUAUUAUUGGGUGAACCCCCUUAUUUUUAA
Messenger RNA from Entrophospora candida, 708 nucleotides. Lineage: Eukaryota; Fungi; Glomeromycota; Glomeromycetes; Entrophosporales; Entrophosporaceae. The record is from the annotation of a GenBank genome assembly.